Molecule: messenger RNA, 1912 nt
Organism: Suillus paluster
Lineage: Eukaryota; Fungi; Basidiomycota; Agaricomycetes; Boletales; Suillaceae
Exons: 6
Coding region: 390-1718 (442 amino acids)
Molecular function (GO): nucleotide binding
Source: RefSeq, a predicted model, not a curated record
CUAUGGCCCAUGGGCUUCACAACAAAUAGACACGUCCUGACACGUCUCUUUUUCUACAUUACCCUCAAAUAUCACUUCAUGCAUUCCCUCGAAAGUUUCAUUGUCGUUGAGAAACUUCCAUACUUGGGAGUUCGCCGUUUCACUCCAUACUGCAUGACUCGGAAACCUUAUCCAUGCUGCGUCAAGCCACAUUUUGUCGCGUCACUGCCUCGUCACUUCCGCGUCAAACUUCAUCCAUGCCGCGUCGUCACUGCUGAUUUUCACCUGGCGCGCUCAAUUCUCUUGACAGGUAUAUCAUUGGUUAUCAUCAUUACAUGUAGCAUUUGCAUCCUAUAAAGCCCCUGUGGUCUCGCUCGAACCUCAGGUCCACCUACUCCCCGUCCACGACCAUGACAUUUCUGCCUAAUGACCCUACCACGCUGGCUGUCAUCGGCUGUGGUCAGAGAGGGACCACCUAUGCCGAAUAUGCCCUUGAUUAUCCGCAGAAGUGCAAGGUCGUGGCUAUUGCAGAUCCGAGGCCAAAGACCCGCGAUCUCUUUGUCCGCAAUCACACGCUUGAUCGGACCCUCGUGUUUAGUACCUGGGAGGAGCUCUUGAAGGCUUCCGCGGAGACCAUUAAAAUUACUGGGAAGCGCCUAGCGGAUGCUGUUAUUGUUACGGUGCAAGACCACAUGCAUUGCGAAGUGGUGUUAGCGUUCGCUGCACAGGGAUAUCAUAUACUUUGCGAAAAACCCAUGGCUACAAGUCUUCAAGACUGCCUUGACAUGGAGAAGGCAGUUAAGAAUGCUGGUAUUAUCUUCGGAAUUGGUCACGUCUUGCGCUACUCCUCUUAUAACAUGGCCGUCACAAAAGUGAUCCGUUCAGGACAGUUAGGUAACCUGAUUAACGCGGUUCACAUAGUGCCAGUUGGUUACUUUCCCUUUGCUCAUUCUUUCGUUCGUGGCAAUUGGAAGAAAGAGUCUGAGAGUUGUUUUUCUCUCAUGACUAAGUGCUGCCAUGACAUAGACAUCCUCUGUCACUGGCUUUCCCCUGCGACUCCGGCGCGAGUGUCUUCAUUCGGCUCUUUGCAGCAUUUCCGUGAGGAGCAGAAGCCUCCCGCAGCAGGCGCUGCAACUCGGUGCUUAGAAUGUCCAGUAGAACAAGAUUGCCCAUACAGUGCAAAGAAAAUAUACCUGGAACCAGUUUCUCGCGGAAAUAUCGGCCGACCAGCCAGCAAUCUUGUGGACGGAAUACCAGACAUCGAAAAUAUCACCGAUGCUUUGCAAAAUGGACCUUACGGACGAUGUGUAUACGAAAGCGAUAAUGAUGUCUGUGAUCAUCAGGUUGUAAAUAUCGAGUAUUCCACAGGGGCUACUGUGUCAUUCACGAUGGUGGCAUACAGCUCCAUGAUUUGGGAUCGCCAGACACGUUUGCACUUCACACACGGCGAGAUAGUUGGUGAUAUGAGUAAUUUUACCGUCACUGACUUCCGCACGGGGUGUACGACAACGCAUUCCCCGAAGACCGACGGUAGUCACCACGGAGGCGGAGAUCUGGGUCUUAUCCGUACUUUUGUCGAAGCUGUGCGCACAAGCAAUCAAGGGCUACUGGAUACUGAUGUCUCUGAGGUGCUCAAGGGUCAUCUCACGGUAUUUGCUGCUGAGACAAGCAGGAGAGAAGGUAGAGUGGUGGAUUGUGCGAUGUUUGAGGAAGCUGUUAGAGCAAAAUUAGAAAUGUAGGUUUUUUUUGUCAGUUGGUAUUGCACGGCGAAAUUGAUAUAAACAAAUGUACUGUCACAACACGCCGCCUGAAGAACGAAGGUAGGGAGAUCCGGGUCUUAUCGCACGAGCAAUCAAAAGGAGACCGGUACUGAUGAGCCUUUGAGGUGCCCAAAGAUCCGCUCUCCGUAUCUGCUGCCGAGACAAGCGGGGGA